Messenger RNA from Vollenhovia emeryi, 2985 nucleotides. RefSeq lists its product as uncharacterized. The transcript has a single exon. Bases 704 to 2803 code for a protein of 699 amino acids. Gene Ontology annotation, biological process: regulation of mitochondrial mRNA stability; mitochondrial RNA processing. Gene Ontology annotation, molecular function: RNA binding. NCBI's taxonomy places the organism in Eukaryota, Metazoa, Arthropoda, Insecta, Hymenoptera, Formicidae. Gene Ontology annotation, cellular component: mitochondrial matrix; ribonucleoprotein granule. The record is from RefSeq and is a predicted model, not a curated record.
AUCAAUUUUUUCUUUGUUUAAUAAUAAAUAUUGCAUCUCUUGCUUUCUCCCAAAUGCAUCGGAGAGAAGAAUGAGACAGCAACAGAGCUCAUUUCUACGUGUGGAUUAACUUUGAUCUCGAUUUAACUUGCAUUUUCUGUUUUACUCCAGUUGUUAAAAUUAGAAAGGGAUAAGAAAUUAAUUUACAUUGAUAGAAAUGGGCAUAAAAUUAUUAUAGACGCAAAGAUUAGUGUAGGGUACAAUGUAAUAAAUAUAUUAAAGUAAAAGUCGUAUCGGGUUAAAAAAUAUCGCAGCUUUUGUCAGCUUAGUUUUUUGUUAUUCGUAUCGACUGCGCCUGAAAGAAUCAGUGCCGCCAUCGGCUGGUCGGCUCGUGGAAUCAUACACGUCGCUACAAUCGGUACACAACUUUGACAACCUUUUCUAUACUGGGUUAUGACGUGUAACAGCCGUUUUAAAUUUUACAUUUAAUUUGCCGCAUUUAAUUUUCAAACGAAAACCAAUUAAAGAGAAAAAGUUGCCUCCCCUCCCCACGACGUGGCGCGCAAGCAUGAGGAAUGAGAAAAGUCUCCGGACGUGUCUCGAAGAAAUGGAUAAAAUACCGAAUAUCUCGAAUACGCGAGGCUUGUAAUGUAACGCAGAAAGGUAAAAAGAGGAAGGGCCCAUUGGGAAGCGCAAUACGUUCUGAGUGCAUUUGCAAUUGUAGAUGAUGGCCUCGAGCCGGGGGAAUUUUUCUGCGAGAGCGUUCGCGCGACCGUUCGGUUUAAUUUCCAAAUUGAAAAGGAGAUGGUUCGAGACAAACGCGCGCGAUCACGGCGGGGCACUGUUAACUCAGACGAGUGUCUUCGCGCAAGAGGGUGCUCGCAUACAAGAGGUUCCCCUGAUAGUUCGGAUCGCCAGCGUCGAAGCUCUUCUCGACACGCGACGGACCGUCGGGUCGUCAGAUAAGAAUAAAAAAUCCGCGAUGAUUUCUAAGCAGAGUGUACCUUCUAUCGGCACGAGCGCGAUCAAGGACGUACCCUCGAAACACACCAUUAGCAUAGAGACCGACGAGGGCACCGCGAUACUGUAUUGCUCCGAUAUCGAGAGUCUGAAAAACACGGACGUGGUGCAAGUUCUGGAUGCGAUAAACUCGGAGAACACGGGUAAGGGCGUUUACUCCUUGCUGGAGAAGAAACUCGCGGACGAGAUAAAUUGCCGGAUAGCGCUCCAAAGUCUGAGGAAGAUGAUAGAGCUGGAAAGCGGGUGGUACCGAUACCGGAGAGCCCCGUCGAGCACUCAGCCGUCCGCGGAGAAAAUCAACAGAGACAUCAUUUUGCAACAGCUCGUAAGUCUGAUCGGCAAGAGCCGAGACAGCGAGACGAUACUGCAGGGGCUGAAGGCGCUGAAGAGAGACAGAUUUAGCCCCCCGACAAACGUUUAUAAGGACCGGAUGUGCAACGAAGUCACGAUCAGAGCCACGGACGGCGAGCUCACCGUGUCGCAGCUAAUCAGAGCGGUGAGAAUCCUGGCUAAUUAUGGAAACUCCAAGUACAGAAACUGCGUCGACGCGCUGUGGGUAGGUUUGACGUGCAGGGAACAGGAUAUUAAACCGGAUCUACUGGUUCCGUUAUUCAGAUCGCUGAAAUACUUCCAACGUAGCAGGAGCAUGGUGCAGAUCAUUUUGGAAAAGAAACUGUCGGAGCAGUGGCUCAAGCUGACCGGCUCGCAGAUGGCCAGUAUACUGAACUGUCUUUACGGGAAAGAAUGUUCGAAGGGCUGCUUGUCGAGCGCUAGUAAGUGGGCGAGCGUGAGUGUGACCACUUGCAGCGAGAAGGACCUCGUCAAUUUUAUUGGCGGUCUACGCGCGAAGAAGUAUGUCGAUGAAAAUGUGGAACAAGCGCUGGCGAGAUACGCGACGGCCAAAGGCACCGAGAUGAAAGAUCCUAAUUUAAUCGCCUCCAUCAUGGACUACUGCAAAGACUUGCGAAUUCGAAAUCCGUACGUUCUCGCCGAAUGUGGAAGAUACUUCCUGAGACACGGGAUGGAAAUUCCGCCUACGCUAUUGUCCCCCAUUCUCGCGCCUUUCGGACUACUCAAUCUACAACCUCCGGAUCCGACCGAGUUUUGGAAGACGUUCGACGAGGUCAUGUCCGUGCGAUUCUCAGAUCUCAAGCUGAACGACGCUCUAGACAUUCUCCUCUCUUGCACGUAUCUCGAAAGAUAUCCCGUUAAGCUUUUGGAUAAAGUCUUCGGUUCGUACCUUGUCAACAGGCUGCAAGCUCACAGGGACAUGCCUAUCGCCAAUCGCCUGAAAGACAAAUUGAAAUUGUUCGACGCAACCAUGUCGUUAGAAUGCAAAGAUUAUCGUGGCAGCUCGAUUAAUCUAGACAGGAACACCAAGUCGUUGAAUUUGGACAUGAGAAUCAGGGGCAUUAUCAAUAAAAUACACAAACCACUGGCGCACGUGGUAGGUGACGAGCACAAGUUGAGCAGGAGCGUGGUUCUGGGUAGACUGCCCCUCAUCGAUUUCUACAUUUUGGACCUGCUGAUUCACCCGCUUUCAAAGUCGACGCCAGUUUUCAGCUUGAAUCUGCAUAAAAAGAGAAACGUCAAUACCGCGAUUCUAAUCCAUUUGCCCGAGUACUAUUGCUGGAAUACGCGAUUCCUGGUGGGGCCGCAAGUAAUGCGAAAACGUCAAGUUAGAAAAUUGGGUUUCCGAGUUGCACAGUUAGAUUACGCGAGGCUGGCAGAGCUCGUAGAUCAGGACGACAAAUUGCUAUCCUAUUUGUCAGAAAGUCUGGACGCCGCCGAAGAUGCUUUGUAAAUCGUUUUGUGCGUGGUAGACCGUGCAUUUCACGGAUGGCGCAAAUUUUGCGGACAAAACUGCGAUGAAACGCGGUCGCAAUCGCGCGUUCCUUUAAUAAAUAAUAUAAAGCAUUGUACCCUAAAUGGAAUAAACGUUCGCAAAGAUAUGUAUAACUUUUCGUAAGCUCUUCUUUCUGCUUU